Molecule: messenger RNA, 474 nt
Organism: Camellia sinensis
Lineage: Eukaryota; Viridiplantae; Streptophyta; Magnoliopsida; Ericales; Theaceae
Source: RefSeq, a predicted model, not a curated record
AUGUCUCAAAGAGGUUUAUUUGAUAUGAGUUCGACUGAUCCACAAAUUGAGCCAUACAUGAGCCAACAAUUGGACGAAAAUAUAAUGCUUCGUGAUGAAGAAGUUGUAGGGGAUAACGUGGCUAAGUUAACUACUCAACUUGGCAUUAUUGUGCGGAAUGGUAACAUUGUUCCUCUUACUUUUCUUGACUGGAACAAUGUGCCUGAUGAUAUUAUUGAUGCUAUUUGGAAGGAUGUGAAGGACAAUUUGAAUAUAUGUCCAGAGGAGUACAAGCCAAUCUGCAUGAAAAACUGCAACAGCAUAUGGAAGGAUCACAAGAACAAGAUUAAGGCGAAGUAUUUCAAGCCUAGAAGUUCUGAUCCUAAUCUGAAGGAUGAUGUUCCUAUGUACAUUGUGCCAAGCCAGUGGGAACAACUUGUGGAGUAUUGUCGUACUUCCGAUGCCGAGGUAUACAAAUAAGUUAUAUUUAUGAUA